This is a messenger RNA of Arabidopsis lyrata subsp. lyrata, 1414 nucleotides long. RefSeq lists its product as uncharacterized. Gene Ontology annotation, cellular component: nucleolus. The coding region runs from base 209 to 1243 and encodes 344 amino acids. Gene Ontology annotation, molecular function: histone binding; DNA binding. The record is from RefSeq and is a predicted model, not a curated record. NCBI's taxonomy places the organism in Eukaryota, Viridiplantae, Streptophyta, Magnoliopsida, Brassicales, Brassicaceae. The transcript has 6 exons. Gene Ontology annotation, biological process: nucleosome assembly; regulation of DNA-templated transcription.
UAUCUUUCUUUUCUCCAAAGGUUUCUGUCAAUUUCAAUGUCACAUCCUCUUAACAAGGAUCUAGUUAGAGAUUUUGAGUAACUUGAAUCGUAAGUUAUCUUAGGGCAUGUCUCGUAGAAACUUUACCUUAGUUUGGUUUGGGAAUUGGCAUUAGAGCCUGAUUGUACUGGAAACAGAACCCGAACCCUAGUUAUGGCCAUUAAUUACUAUGACAACUUAUCUUCCAAGAAAUAUACAAUCUUACAAAUCAGAGUUUCUUGAAUUCCGUCAACGGAUUAAAGAGUCGAUUAGGAAGAAGAUGCAAAACGGAAACACUAUUAUAGCUCCAACAUCACAGACACAUGAGAGCAAAAGUAAUCUUCCUUAUAACGACUUUGGUUCCUUUUUUGGUCCUUCUCAGACUGUUAUUGCUUCAAGAGUCUUACAAGAAAGCAAAGCGCUUUUAGAAAACAAGACAUCGGCUGCUAAAAUGUUAAACUCGAUUCAAAAUAAGAAAAGUCCUGUUCAAAUUAAUGCGAAUGAGGUGAAAAGAAAAGCUGAGAAACUUAGGGAUGCAAGAGACUACUCUUUCCUUUUCUCUGAUGAUGCUCAGCUUCCUGUUUCCAUCAAGCAACCACCUAAGUUUAGACCAAGUUCCAGAGAAAUCCAAAUGAAUCAUUCAAAACAGGCUUCUUCAGGCAGCCAAAUGCUGCCAAGACCAGGUUCAUCAACUAAUGUUGAAGCGCACAUGAGCGGGGAUUCUGCAAGAAAGUACUCUCGAAAGCAGAAAUCGAUUAGCAAGAAUGGCCAACCAAGUUCUAAAUUAGGGCCUCAGAGACAACUGUCCUCAUCAAAGCCUUUGACAUAUGAUCCUAAACAACAAAGGGUAAAACAGAGGAAUGUUUCCUUGGAACUCACAAGGUCGCAACUGCCUCCUGCCAAACACCAGUCGAUUAGCGAACCACCAUUGAAGCGAGCUCUUCAACUGAAGAAGAAGAAGAAGAAGAAGCCAGUGAAAAUGUCAGAAGAUGAUUUGGCGGCCUUGCAAAUGGUUAGACAGAUGUGCAAGACUGAUCGUUUUGCGGGGCGUGAUCUCGACGAAGACUAUGAUGAUAGGUGCAUGGAAGCUAACUUUGAUGAUAUCAUGAGGGAAGAGAAACGAAGUGAGAAACUUGCGAAGAAAGAAGACGCGGAACAACUGCGGUUGAUAGAGGAAGAAGAAAGAGUGAGAAAGCAGAUCAAGAAGCAGAAGCUAAGCCAUUAAGAAGAAUUGUGGUUUAGGGUUAGAGAUCGAAUCUACGUUUCUGAUCUUGUUAAUAAUCAAGUGAUCAGAUUAAUUAUAGAACUCUACGCAAGGAAAGAGUUUUCUGUUUUCUUUAUUAGGCAAUGACAUUUGUUUGUUUGUUGUUACACUUUAGUGAGACUUGACAAUGUA